AGCUAGUUGACAGCAUUAAUGAAUUUGAAUUCUUUAAUUUUUUUCAAAAUAAUUGAAAAUCCUAGUUCUGUUAUUGGCUUUUUCGAAGAAUUCAAUUUGAAGAACAAGUUGAAGGGAACAAUUUUUUGUUAUCUUUAAGAUUUUGGCUCCAGGGGUUUUAAUGGUGAUUUGCAUGAUUUUCAAUACUCUCUAUUUAGUUGACCAAUAAAACAAAAUAUAUGGAGGAAUGACAAAAUUGUCCUAUUUAGUGAAGAAAUAUUGGAUAUUUAAUUAUCUUUUCUUGACUUGAGAAUGUCCUCCAUUCUUAAAUUUUCUAAGCAACCAAACGAAGGUGGUUGCUUGCAACUAGUUUUUGUCAUGAAAAUACAGAAACUUUUUUUAAUUUUUUACUUUAUUGUUUCAUUUAUCACUCCUUCGAAGAAAAAGCUUUGAACAAACUUUGCUGUUUAUAUUAAUACUAUGGAUCAAUAGAGAAAUUAAUACAAGCGCUAUGGAGACGAGGAAAUGUACUUUUUCACACCAAAGAACAGAAAGUACAGGAAUGGAAGUAGACCUAAUCGAGCCGCUGACGGUGGAUACUGGAAAGCCACUGGAAAAGAUAAGACAGUCAAAUACAGGGGCACUCCAGUUGGAAAGAGGAAGACACUGGAGUUCUAUACUGGAAAGGCUCUACAGGGUGAAAAAACCGACUGGAAAAUGCAUGAGUUUACAGUGAAUGAUCCAGCUCCUAUUCAUCAAGUCAGAAAUACUAGAGAUUACAUGAGGCUGGAUGACUGGGUUUUAUGCCAGAUUUACAAGAAAUCAAAGAAGCCUAAAGAUGUCAGAAAUCGACAAAGAGACGAGGAAAAUUCAACACUAACUGCUAUGGAUAAUGUUGAUUACGUAAAUAACCAUGAUGAAGAUAGGACUGAUCUGCCUGUUAUGGAUGCUGGCUAUGUUGGGGAGAUGGAUAAUGUUGGUGCUGAUGCUGUUUUCACCCAUGACUAUAGCCAACAACAGAUUGCUUCAAGUGAAUUCCCUGCUGAUUUUAACCUCCAUGCUGCUUCAUAUAGCGGCAUGUUUCCCAGUUUGGCCGAGACAUGUGGAGAUCCUGCCUCAGUAUUUUCCAAUUCUGACAACCUGUCAACCCUGGAUGAUCUUUUGAAUCCUGCAAACUUUCAUUGGAACAUUGAUGAUCCAUUUUUUGACCUCCAUACUAGCGUGCCAAAUAAUAUUCCAGGAAAUCCUGUUCCUGCUCCCGGCAACAUCGCAAAUCCUGCUUCUCCUUGCAACCUUCCCGCAGCUAAUCAUGUUCCUUCUUCGCGCUAUCUUCCUUCGGCAUAUCUUGCUCCUCCUGGCCACCAAAUCCUGCAACCAGUCAGUCAACUUCAGCAGCAGAUGUUGUGCCAAAAAACAGCCUGCUCUAACGAAUAGGCUGGAAUUGAGAGUUUGAUUCGAAUAGAGUUCUAGAAUGGUUGCCAUCCGCCUUUUGAUAUAGCGAACGCUUGUAUCAUUAAUUACUUAAAAAGAACUUAAAAAGGUUUGUU
Messenger RNA from Populus trichocarpa (black cottonwood), 1526 nucleotides. RefSeq names its product NAC domain-containing protein 2. The record is from RefSeq and is a predicted model, not a curated record. The coding region runs from base 505 to 1413 and encodes 302 amino acids. The transcript has 2 exons. Gene Ontology annotation, molecular function: DNA binding. Gene Ontology annotation, biological process: regulation of DNA-templated transcription. Lineage: Eukaryota; Viridiplantae; Streptophyta; Magnoliopsida; Malpighiales; Salicaceae.